GUGAAAGAAAGGGAAAAUCAUCUGCACUGCUCCUGCGAGUGAGUUUAAUAAGGCGGUCUCAUUGCCGAAACGACCGCCAUCAUGGAUCGGUAUCAGAGGGUGGAGAAGCCGAGAGCGGAGACGCCAAUGAACGAGAACGAGAUUCGCAUCACCACUCAGGGCAGGAUGAGGAACUACAUUACCUAUGCCACCACUCUACUCCAGGAGAAAGGAUCUAAUGAAAUUUCUCUGAAAGCCAUGGGCAGAGCCAUCAACAAAACUGUGAUGAUUGCUGAAUUGAUUAAGCGAAGAAUCGCUGGUCUUCAUCAGAAUACUGCAAUUGGUUCUACUGAUAUAACUGAUGUGUGGGAGCCGCUAGAAGAGGGACUUCUUCCCCUGGAAACUACUCGCCAUGUAUCAAUUAUAACAAUUACUUUGUCCAAGAAGGAACUAGAUACAUCCUCCACAGGGUACCAACCACCUAUUCCGGUUGAUCAAGUUAGGCCCUGGACUGAAUAUGAGUAUGAAGGAGAGGGCUCUCCUAGCAUGCGUGGUAGAGGACGUGGUGGUCGAGGAAGGGGCAGAGGAAGAGGGAAUUUUAACAAUGGAGUUGUGGAGUAUAAUGGAGAUGGUGGCUUUGAUGGUGGGCGAGGGUAUGGAGGUAGAGGUCGAGGCCAUGGAAGAAGUCGUGGCUAUCGUGGGCGUGGAAGGGGCUAUGGUGGUGGGAUUUUUCAACAGGAUUUUGGUGGUUAUAAUAACUAUGGGAAUAACUAUGGAGGUGGGCCAGCCCCUGCACAAGGCCGCGGGCGUGGAAGAGGCAGGGGAAGAGGCCGUGGACGUGGUCGGGGUUUCAGAUCAGAUGGUCCUGUGCAGGCUGCUGCCUGAGUGCUAGACAAGGUAAUAAUAGGGCAGCACAUUCUUUCAUUUCUUUCGCAAAGGAGCAGAAGUUUUUACUAUAUUGUUAGGGUUUGGUGUUUUGUGUCAUGAGCUCUUCUUUGGAUCUUGAUUUUAUGAGAUAGAAAACUGUAUGCCUACUUUAGAUUUUAUGAGUACGAAAGCAUGGCACAGUCCUAUAGGUUGUAGGCUUGAGUUUGGUGCAUCUGUAAGUAGACUGGAGGUAAGGUUUAAAGUUAAAGCGCAUUCAACA
This is a messenger RNA of Quercus lobata, 1126 nucleotides long. Its product is annotated as ribonuclease P protein subunit p25-like. The record is from RefSeq and is a predicted model, not a curated record. The transcript has 10 exons. Lineage: Eukaryota; Viridiplantae; Streptophyta; Magnoliopsida; Fagales; Fagaceae. The coding region runs from base 82 to 864 and encodes 260 amino acids. Gene Ontology annotation, molecular function: RNA binding.